AUGAACUUGUAUGCGGCAGGCGAUCCGAAACGGAAGCCGAAAGCGUUGAUCUUCCCGCCUGUUGCGGGAGUUAUCUACCUAAGUGUACCGUUCCGGUUCGAUAGGACCAAACCUCGUCGACAAAAGAUCAUCCACCAUUAUUACGGAUCGGAUUCUGAGGCGGUUUGGGGGCCUUUAUCGCCUCUCGGAUUGUUCAAGUGUCUGCCAGAAGGUUCGCCAUUAUUAGACUCCGAUCAGUUACCAGUCUACAUCGGCAGCGUCAACUGGGAAGUGAAAGAAACAGCAGAUGCUACUGUGGCUUUCUUUAAUGCCUAUCGGCAACGGAGCAUUCCUCAAGGAACACUACCGAUUUUUCGUGUACAAGACAAUCAUAGCCAUAUCAGCAACGUGCUGUCUUUUGGCACUACGGACUCUGCUCAGGCAGAAGAAUUAUUGGAGUUCAUGAGGUCUUGCGUGGAAAAGGUCGAUCAAAGAACGUAGGAGACAAAGCAACGGUCCAGCCGCCUAUGAAAUGGGAAUAGUUAAGCAACAGCCGUGACAAAUUGUGAUAGAUUAC
This is a messenger RNA of Penicillium brasilianum, 556 nucleotides long. NCBI's taxonomy places the organism in Eukaryota, Fungi, Ascomycota, Eurotiomycetes, Eurotiales, Aspergillaceae. The record is from the annotation of a GenBank genome assembly.